AUGCCCUCGCCUCGACUCUGUGGCGGACGACACACGUUGACGGUGCUGCUGCUGCUGGCGCUGGUGGUCUAUGGCGUCGAGUCGGUCAAGCCCCAGAAGAACAUCGACAAGAAGAGCACCAAGGUCACCAACCCUCACGCCCUGGCCCACAUGAACAACGAUCUGGAGGAGUUCUAUUCCAUGAUCGAGUUCGUCAAUCCUGGGAUUCUAGGCGAGCGAGAGAAAUUCAGGAAGGUGUUCGAGGAGCCGAUCAUGGCGGGCCGUCAGCCUGGAGCCACGGAGAAAGAAAAAGCUAUCGGGGAUGCCAGAUCAAAGAUGCUGUCGAGCCUCACAAGCAUCUUUAUCCUGCGGCGAACAGCCGACAUCUUGCGGAAGUAUCUGCCACCAAAAGUGGAGUACACAGUGUUCUGCCGACUGGCGCCACUGCAGAAGGCUAUCUACCGAGCCAUCGUUCGCGAGAAGAUGAAGGUCGCCCUUGAGACUGGGCGACGCGAUGACGCUUUGUCCUCCAUCACCAUGCUGAAGAAGCUUUGCAACCAUCCCUCCCUCGUGUACAGCAUGUGCCAGAAAAACCCAGAGGCGAACAAAGCCACCCUCGAGGCCUUCCCAGCUAAGUUUCAGGCGUUGGAGAGCAAUCCCCAGCUAUCUGGCAAGUUCCUUUUACUCGACAGCUUGCUGAAGGAGAUCAGGAAACGAACCAAAGAUCGCAUCGUGAUCGCGCACCUCUGCCGAUUCCGGUCGUGGGGCUACUUCCAGUUGGAUGGUGGCACUCCAGUCAAGCAAAGGCAGAACCUGGUGGACCAGUUCAACAAUCCUUUCGCUACCGAAUUCAUCUUCCUACUUUCGAGUAAGGCCGGCGGAGUGGGCCUCAACCUGAUCGGAGCGAACCGGCUCAUCCUCUUUGAUCCCGAUUGGAACCCGGCCAACGAUCUCCAGGCCAUGGCCAGAGUCCAUCGAGAUGGUCAAAAGAAAAAGGUCUUUGUGUACCGAUUCCUGGCCACCGGGACGAUAGAAGAAAAAAUCUACCAGAGGCAGAUCACCAAGCAGGGCCUGUCCAGCAGCGUCGUCGAUGCCAAAACCGAAACCAAAACACAAUUCACGCUGGAUGACCUCAGGGACUUGUUCAAGUAUCGGUCCAACACCCUCUGCGAAACGCACGAUCUCCUCGAUUGCAAGUGCUGCAUCACCAAAGUCGAGAAGGAGGAUGGAGAGGAGGAUGACGGCUUCAUCGAUGACGACGACGCGGACCAAAUCGAGCCAGGCUACAUCGUGCGGCGGGUAAAGAAGAAGGACUUUUCGGGAGAAGAGCUCGAGGGCUGGGACCACUACCCCUCCGUGGAGUAUGUCCAGGACGAAAUGCUGAAGCGCGCGGUGCAAGAGACGAUCACAUUCAUCUUCGCCAAGGAAAAUGAAGAACCAGGAGCCGCUGAAGCCACGGUUCCUGUGGAAGAGGAGGCCGUGGAGGAAGAGGAUGAGGAGGAGGAGGAGGACGAAGAAGCAGCAGAGGAGGAGGAGGAAGAAGAAGAGUAA
Messenger RNA from Acanthamoeba castellanii str. Neff, 1530 nucleotides. Its product is annotated as DNA repair and recombination protein RAD54, putative. NCBI's taxonomy places the organism in Eukaryota, Discosea, Longamoebia, Acanthamoebidae. Gene Ontology annotation, molecular function: ATP binding; ATP-dependent chromatin remodeler activity; DNA translocase activity. The record is from RefSeq and is a predicted model, not a curated record. Gene Ontology annotation, biological process: double-strand break repair via synthesis-dependent strand annealing; reciprocal meiotic recombination. Gene Ontology annotation, cellular component: nucleus. The transcript is spliced from 17 exons. The coding region runs from base 1 to 1530 and encodes 509 amino acids.